AUGGAGCAGGAAAUAAAAAAAGAUAACAAAUUAGAAUUUGAAAGACCGAAAUUAUAUCAAUAUAGAUGGAUAAUUCUGACUCUUUACACCCUAUCGGUUUUUGUAAAUAAUAUUCCGGGAGAGAUUUAUGUUUCCGUUUCUAAUGAGCUAAUAGAAAUUUACAAUACAUCAGAGACUAUGGUGACUAUGGCAUCAACAAGUUAUACUUUUAAAUAAUUUAACAUCAAGAAACUGUAUGAUUAUGCAUCCAAUUUUAUCAAUUCCUUGUUCUUAAUGUUAAAUAUAUAUUUUCUAUAGAUUAGUCAUUGUAAAUUAUGGAUGGGCAACAUCUACAAAAGUUGGAGUAAUUUUAACAAUUCUUGGAAGUUUAGUUAAAUUGUUCGUUAAUUACACAGGGUAUUAUCUUGAUGUUAUAGUAUCAUAGUUUUUAUAUGAUUGUGAUUGGUUAAAUUUUAAUCGGAGCUGGAAAACCUUUUAUUCUAAAUUGUUAAGCUACAAUGGCACAAAAUUGGUUUUAUCCAGAAUCUAGAGCUAUUAUUAUAACAGUGAUGAACGUUUUAAACCUUAUUAGUAGUGUAUUAACAUUUAUGAUACCAGGUAAGUUUAUAUUUACAGGUUAUGAAUAUGAUGAAUCAGUUGAAUCAAUAGAAUAAGGAAAAUACCUUUUAAAUAAACUUAACAUGAUAUUAUUUUACUUUGCGAUUGUGCUCUUAUUAUGUCUUUUUACUUUAAAGAGUAAUCCUCCAACGCCUCCUUCAGAAUUAGUAAAAUAAGAAGAAAAAUCUAAGAAUAUCAAAAAAACGCUAUUCAAAAUUUUUUCAAAUAGAUAAUUUCUAUUUUGUUUUUAGGCCUACGCUCUUUUUAUGGGAUUGACGAAAUCAUUAAUGAUUGUCUUAGCAUAUCUUUUCAAAGCUUGUGGUUAAGGCAAGGAACAAGUAUCUAUAGCAGGAUCAUUAGUUAAUAUAAGUGCUGUAGCAUCAUUAGCAGUGAUAGCAGGAGUACUAAAGAAAUAUUCAAAUAAUAGAAAACCAAUAACAAUAAUAUUGAUGAUACUCUCAAUUUCAUCUUUGGUUUUAUUUUAUUUUUGUCUUAUAAGUGAGAAUAGAAUUGCAAUAUAUAUCUCAAUAGGUAUAGUUGGAUUAUUUAUAAUGCCAAAUGUUCCAUUAUUAAUGGACAUGAGUUGUGAUUCUAUAUUUCCUAUAAAUGCAAGUUUUGCAGUUGGAAUUAUGUAUAUAGGAUCAAGAAUAUUUUUAGUACUUUUUUCAUAGUUUUUGGCUAUCGUAGUAGGUGGAUCUGAUAGUAAUAAAGGUAGAGUCACACUAACAUUUUCUAUUGAAGUGAUUAUUUUGUUAUGUUCAGUUACAAUUUUUAGCUUUACAAAUAUUAAACGUAAAACAACAUUGAUUGAAGAUGACUUAUAAAAUGAUGAAUUAAAUUAAAAGAUUUCUUUUUGCGAUAAUGCUAAUUUGACUCCUAUUCUAGAAUCAUAGUAAUAAAUUUCUUAAUUGAAUGUAUAAAAAGGAUCUAUAUUAGAAUUAAAUAAAAAAUCUUGA
Messenger RNA from Paramecium sonneborni, 1553 nucleotides. The record is from the annotation of a GenBank genome assembly. NCBI's taxonomy places the organism in Eukaryota, Ciliophora, Oligohymenophorea, Peniculida, Parameciidae.